UGCUCCCAGAAUGCAGUCUGGUAAACAGACAUGGACGCACCAGGUGAAGACCUCCACAGAGGCUGAGCUCUGAACUCGCUCUUUUCCACCGCCUGUAGUCUUUUAUCCAGUGCAUCCAGCUGAUUUUAGUCUCUCUGGAGUCUCGUUUUUAUCCACUACUUCUAAAACACCGACCUCUGCAGUGUCUGCUGAUGAACCUACUGAUGUGGAUCGACUGACAGUGUUAAAAAUAAUUAACUUUUGAAAGCGGAAAGAAUGUCGGAAAGGGCCGAGGAUGACGUCAGGGGGGAGCUGCGCCGAGCGGCCAGGCAGCAGCUGAAGCAGCAGCAGCAGAUCCAGCGGGGAGAAGGCUCCACAGCAAUGGCGACUGUUGCGGAGCGGAGAUCCCUGCCUAGCCCAGAAAUAAUGCUGGGACAGCCUUGGAGCAACUGGGUCGACGCUGCCAAACUCCACGGCAACGACGGUGCUGAAUUGGAGGAAAGUUUUAAAGACUUCGGGAAAAAUCGCGAAGCCAUGCGUUUGUGCCGAGAAGACAUGCCCAUUUUUGGACAGUGUCCAGCACAAGAUGACUUCUACCUGGUGAUGUGCAACCACUGUAGUCAGGUAGUGAAGCCCCAAGCCUUUCAAGCACAUUAUGAGAGAAGACACAGUUCAGCCAGCAAACCCGUGACCACGUCAACCUUCCCUUUGUCUGGAAGGAACCGAAGCAGCGGUAGUGGCUUUGGACCUGGGCUAGGCUCAGGAUCAGCUACUGGAGUAGUUAGUGGAGGGAUUCUCAGCCGACCCUCCUCUGCUGGAUCCAAUCUCUCUUCCUCUUCAGCGCCUUUGUCCAACUCCAAACUGCUCAAACCACCCAAAGAGAAGCUUCCGGGCAUUCCCAGAAGGCCACCCUUUUACCCAAGGGCUCUGCAGCCCGACAAAAUCCUCACCCCGGCUGUCAAGGUGGAGAAGAUGCAUCUGAAUGUGGACUCCUCAGCUAAGUUGGUGCCGACUCUCUCUGCUCCCACUACCACCUCAUCUUCCUCAACAUCUUCCUCUAGCACCACUGUGAGCUCCAGCACUACUCCCAUCACUACCACCUCCUCAUCAGCCCUUAAACCAGGCCUUAACUGUCCCUCCAUACCAAAGCCUCCAUUACCAGCCCCGGGUCAGAUACCCAACGGCAAAGGUCACCUCGCCAUCCUCUCUGACAAGAAGCAGGACAGCAGCAGUGCCAGUAGCAGACGCCACUUUAACAAGAAAGUGACAGAACGCGAGUUUAAUCCGGAUAUCCACUGUGGUGUUAUGGAUUUGUCUGCUCGCAAACCAUGCACAAGAUCACUAACAUGCAAGACGCAUUCUUUAAGCCAGCGGAGGGCAGUGCCAGGUCGGAGGAAGCGCUUUGACACAUUACUGGCGGAGCACAAGAGCAGAGCGAGAGAGAGGGAACGGGAGCGGGAAAAAGAGAAGGAGCUCCAUCAGCCUCAUUCUCAGCAGAGCGCUCCUCUCAGGGAAAGCCACCCCGCCUCACAUGCCCCCUCUGCACAUGACCCCCAUCAGGUGGCUCAUGGAAACGGGCCGGUGCUCGAGGCCACCAAGCCUUUGUCUGUUGGCAAGCAGAAGUUCUGCAGCCACAGUCUUCCACGACUAAACAGCGGCCAUGGAGGGGGGACACCAGGAGACCCCACAAGUGUCCAUGAUUUAUCACAUCAUCCACAAACUACUCCAGAUGUUUUUUCACGCCCCUCCAGUGAUGAGGGUGAAAAUGAGGAGAGGGAGGAGAAUGUGGACAAAUUUGACUGUCACUAUUCGGGCUAUCACCCUCGACCAGCAGCUUUUUGUACUUUUGGAAGCCGACUGUAUGGAAGAGGUUGUUUUUCCUUUGACCGGCGGUGGGACACAGUGCGUUGUGCUCUAACCACAAUGAUGGACAAGCAUGUUAAUUCUCAGAUGUGGAAGAAAAUUCCCUUUGCCUUGGAGAACUCCUCCUCUGUUGCACCUACCCAUCGGGCAAGCACAAACUACCAUAGUAGCACUCCCUCGUCAGGCUUCCUGGGCCCCCCUGCCCCUUUGCCCCAGUCCCCGUAUAGCCAGUCCUAUGAGGGCAAGUCUGUGCUCUCCUAUGGAACCACCUUAAAUGCCCGCAGCUCCCCUCAGGGCGGGGCUGAACAUCCGGCCUAUGGCACCACGCAGGCCCGACAAGUGUCUUCGUCGCCGCAGAUGCCUUCAGCCCAUUCAUCCUCAUCUUCUGCUCCACACCUCACCUCAGGCCGCUCUCUCAAGUCCCGCUCGUCCAGCAGCAACACUACCAGGUCAGCCUCAUUCAGGCCCAAAGACAUCCCUUCUGGCUCUACUGCACCUGUCACGCCUAACCCUACAGGCGGGGGCAGCAGUGGAGCCAACAGUAAUAGCAGUAGCACCAACUUGAGCUCGGGGAAGAAAAGAAAGAACAGCUCUCUUUUAACUUCAUCCCACGGCUCAUCUGAAUCCUCCUCCAAUGCCAACUACUCCUCCUCUUUCAAAAAGAACUGUGCAAAUGUGGGCAGCUCAGGGAGCACUUUUCAUCACAGCUCACUCGGACCCUCAGCAUCCUCAUCUCACACCGGUGUUCACAGUGUGGGACUCAACUGUGGCCCCACCGUGCGGACCAACUCCCUCAGCCUCAAGGCAGAUGCAUCUAUGGGUUCCACUGGGGGCUCCUCAGGGCCGCCUGCCCGUGGACCCCCGUCGGGCAGCCCAGCCGAGUCCAUCAAGCGCAUGAGCGUAGUGAUGAAUAGCAGUGACUCCACUCUGUCUCUGGGGCCCUUUGUCCAUCACCAGUCAUCCUCAUCGGAGCACCACACCAGCUUCAGUCACCACUCUGAUGCUCGCCUGGAAGGAAAGAAGCGCAAGAGCUCCCCCGCAUCUAGCAGUGUGAACAGCGGAGGUCUCGGUGGAGGCGGGGGAGCAGGGCCAGGCAGGCCUAAGAUGUCCAAGUCUCCUGCUAUUAACAACAUCCAUGGGAAGCAUGGACGGAGCAUUCCAGGCACUCCAGGGUUACCUAACAAUUCACAUCAGCCAAAGGCUCGUCCUUGACAACAGUGUUGCCCCUGUGUAACGAUGGACGGGGAAUCAUCCAGGGCAGUGGUUAUUGCUCUGGUCUGAAUGAGGCCUUCAAACGUCAAACCCACAUUACUCUCAGCUUCCCACAGUCCUCAGGGUGGAGAUGAUCUGGGCUGCUCAGUGAAGUCAGUGUGGUCCUUACAAAUUCUCCCAAAGCCAUGUGUGGGUUGGGGUGGUUGGGGUGGCGGCAGCACUGUACGGGGACAAAUCAUCUGUGCUUGGGUCUCUAGACUGUCCCAAUGACCCUAAAGCAAGUGUCUCCCCAGUAUACAGAGAGGUCUUCCUGUCAGAAUAACGAGAGGAGGAACAAGACACACAGCCAUUGAUCGGUUCAGUUGAAAUUCAAAUUUACAAAUCAUGUUAACAAUGAGGAAGACGGCGAGCCAAUCUUUUGUGUGGACAAUGAAUGUGUGUGUGUUUGUGUACGUCCAUGGCUGGUUCUUUGGCUAUUGCUCUCUUAAACAAAGCCUAAUCGAGCAUAAAAUUUGUCUAUUUAUUGUAAACCAACAUUUUAGGUAAUGCGUGAUUGUGUUACUCUUAAUAAAACAGGGUCUAGACUAAAUCUGUCUUGAAAACAAAAUGUCAUCAAAAAAUAUUUCAGAUCAGCUGUUGUCACAGAACACAGUAACCACAGAACCACCCUGACAGUUGGAUGUAAGUAUUUUUCUCAUUAUCUGAAUUGAUUCUGGUGAAGAACUGGAUUUAUUUACAACCACAUCAGUAGCCUUUUAAAGGGAGCUAAAUGACCAAGCGCCGCUUGUGACACACACAAAAAAAACGAUAACCUUCCAUUUUUCUCGCUUUUGCUGACAUGUAAUACAGGCUGUAAGUGGGUUCAACAGAAAGGGGUGACUCAGUCAGUUUUUCAUUACCCAAACAAUUAUGCAAGUGUUGAUUCUUUAUAAGCUUUUACACUGAACUACACGUCUUUGUAGAUGUGCUCGUGCUUACAAAUGUGAAAGGACACCUACUGUGCCCCUUCAAUUCUUUUAUCAAACAAUAGCUUGGCCUUAGAGACACCUGACCAUUGUCUAUGUCCUUUUACAUCACAACUCCUAAUGAGUAGUAGACUUGCACCCAACUGGAAGCCGCUCUCAAUAUACCUAUUUUCUCCACAGGUACUGCUCCAAUACAAGCCAAAUGUUGCCAACUUGCCAAUUUGUUUACCUAAAUGCUUGGCAGUCUGACCCACUUAGUUUUGCACAGAUGCAGUUAGAGCAUCUGUUGUUAAGGAGAUUGUGUCCCAAACAGUGGAGUGACUUUAACAUCUGUGUACUGUAGAGUUUUAUCUAGUGUUGCAGGGAAUCAGGUACAGUGUCUUAACUGGAGGAAGAUUAUGCAUUUCACCUGUCUCUGUGGGGAUGAUUGUGUCCUGUGUAAAACCACUACCCGAGCCUCAUCACAACACUGUCACAAGUAUUAAUCUACACUUCCCUUUGUCCAUAUGGAGUCUUAAAUCAGGCAAUACUCUGAGAUGUCUCAAGUGAGUGUAAUAGUGCAAGAUUCAUGAAGAUGGCUUCACGUGACAUUUUCUUUUGGCACUGUCUGUUGAACCUUCAGAGAAGAAAGUAUAAAGGAUACAUUUUUAAAGAAAACAUCAUUUACUGUUUUCCUUACAGUUUUUGUGUGAAAGGUUUUGAAAUAUCCAUAUUUGAGAAUAUGUAUUUUGUUAACAAUUUGUACAUAGUGAAAUAUGUAUUUUUGCACAGGCCUUUUUCGUACAUGCAGAAUUUUUGGUACAAUUUUAAGAUGAGUCAUUAUUUAUUUUGAAAAUGAGAAAGUCAUAACUUGAUCUUAUAAAGUGGUUCACUGCCAAGUCUAUAUGAUGCAAUAUGGUGAUAUUCAGAAAGUGAAGCAUCUCAUGAAUUAUGUACUGAAAUCCUUUAAGGAAUGGUGUUGCCGCUGUAGCAAAGUGUCUGUCUGACAACCUGUUUUUCAUAGUUCAAGGUCUCUCUCACAUGUACUUUUCCAACACUUCUGAAUCAACAUAAUGAAAGCAUGUGUGAGCCUGUGAUUUUGACGUCCUACUGGCUUUAAGCUGUGCCCACUGUAGAACUCACAUUGGUCAUUAAGUAGAUGGAGUACCUUAAACACAUUUCACAAUUGAAAAAAUAGUGUUCUUUUUAAGACUGAAGAGACUUGAGCAAUCACAAGGAAUAAGAACGCUUCAAACAGUCAACUGCUCACAUAUUGUUGCCAAACUAGCAAUUGAAAUGACAGCUUUGAAACGAUUAGUUUGCAGCUUUUAAAUGAAACACUCAAUUAAGAAAGUGCCUGAAUUAGUUUCACCUUUGACUGUUUGAGGACAGUGUUGUUACCUUACUUGAAUGUUUAAGUGUUUAGGAGUCAUUUUCUGCCUAUCCCUGUAUGCGGUCAAACUGAGCUUUUGUCAGCUGCCCAGUUUGAAGUUUUACUGACAAGUUUUCAGUAGCCUUUGCAUGGCGUUGAAUUAUUUUGUAAAACCCUUUUCAGCUUAACCCCACACAACACAUCUUUACACUGUCUCCAGCAGAUGGACACACUGUACAGAUGUUUUUUUUUUUCAUUAUUAGCUUCAUAUUCUUGGAAUGUGAAAGAGAAUUGAUUUAUGAAAGGAAAAAGAAAUCAACCCUUCAUUAUGUAAAGGUGUGUAUAAAUUUCUUUAUCAAUUUUCAGCUGGACUUAUGUAUUGGCUGCUAUGUAAUUCAUGAACAAACAUAGAAUAGAAUUAAUAUUUAAAGAAAAAAAGAUUGUAUAGUAUUUGUUUUGUAACAAGUUUCUGUAAAUAAAAAUAAUUUAUACUGCUAUUU
Messenger RNA from Periophthalmus magnuspinnatus, 5870 nucleotides. Its product is annotated as ataxin-7. Bases 256 to 3054 code for a protein of 932 amino acids. The record is from RefSeq and is a predicted model, not a curated record. The transcript has 13 exons. Lineage: Eukaryota; Metazoa; Chordata; Actinopteri; Gobiiformes; Gobiidae.